CGAAUACUAUGGAUGUGUAAAAAAAGACUUUACACAUCUUCUACUUUCCAUUCGUAUGGCUGUGGCAUGAAUCAUCUUCUUCUAGUUGAGGGGAUCAAAUACAGUGCAAAGACAUGGAAAUGGUGUAUGUCUCUCGCCCAACGUUGCACCUGUAUGAGCCAGCUCAAGCCGAUUCAUUCCCUUUUCAUCACCCAAGGCCUCCAUCACAAUAAUUACGCCAUAAGCAAACUUCUCGAAUUCUGCUCUCUUUCGGAAUCCGGUGACCUAUCAUACGCGUCUCUUCUCUUCACUCAGAUCGACUAUCCCAAUUCAUUCAUCUACAACAGCCUCAUCCGAGCAUAUUCCCGCAGUUCUCAGCCACAUUUAGCUCUCCGUUACUUUCGUCUUAUGUUAAACGCCCAUGAUAAUGUAUAUCCCGAUCACUUCACUUUCCCUUUCGUUCUCAUUGCCUGUGCCAAUGCUGUUUGCGUUCCUUCAGGACAGCAAAUCCACACCCUUGUGAUAAAAAACGGGUUAGCUUCAUCCGAUAGUCAUAUUCAAACAGCACUGAUUCGAUUUUAUUCUGAAUGCAAGAUGUUGAAAGAUGCUCGCAACAUGUUCGACGAAAUUCCAGACCCAGAUGUUGUCAAGUGCAACAUUCUCAUGACUGGAUGUUUGCAGUCCGGCUUGUCAUCGGAUGCGUUAGCUAUUUAUCAAGAAAUGUUAUUGAAAGGGAAUGAACCAGAUGCAUUCUGCGUCACUACUGCUCUAACAGCUUGUGCUCAUUCAGGUGCGAUUCUUCAAGGAAAACAGAUACAUGAAUACAUUAAACAAAGGACUAAUUUAUCAUCUGAUGCUUUCCUGGGUACUGCACUUGUUGAGAUGUAUUCAAAAUGUGGUUCAAUUGACAUGGCAGUUCAAGUGUUUGAUAAUAUGCCUAAACGAAGUGUCUGUUCAUGGUCAGUCAUUAUUGGAGGUUUUGCACAUCAUGGACAUGCAAGAAAAGCCAUUGAAUGUCUUGAGAAGAUGCAGGUUAUAGAUGGUCUACGACCCGAUGGGGUGGUUCUUCUGGGUGUUCUAACAGCUUGUAAUCACGCAGGACUUGUAAUAGAAGGACAGAGUUUGAUAGAAAAGAUGGAAGUUAAGUAUGGUGUUAGGCCAAAACACGAGCACUACAGUUGUAUGGUGGACAUGCUAUGUAGGGCAGGUUUGCUUGAUGAAGCACUCCGGUUAAUCAGAAGAAUGCCUAUGAAGCCUUUAGCUUCUGUUUGGGGAGCUCUGUUGAGUGGUUGUAGGACAUUGGGGAAUAUAAAAAUGGCUGAGAUUGCUGCAAAAGAGCUCAUCUGUUUAGAAAAUGGUAAUGGAGUAAUGCAAGAAGACAUAGCGUAUGUUCAGUUGUCGAAUAUUUACUUGGCUGCGGGAAAGAGUGAGAAUGCUAGUAAGAUUCGUAAGUUAAUGGGAGAAAAAGGGCAUAAGAAGACACGAGGUUGUAGCGUUAUAGAAAUUGAUGGUCAAAUGAAUGAAUUUGUGUCUGCAGAUGUAUCACAUCCAGAUAGAUCCAACAUUCAUUCAAUACUUCAACUCUUGUAUCAUUGUAUUAUUCCUCAACCUAAUAAGUCUCAAGGGGCUAUCAAUUGAUUUGAUCACUCAUUGUUCUGUUUUAAGUGGUAGAUUCAUACUUCCUAGUUUAUUACAGCUUUCCAAAUCUAUCUGAAAAGCCUUAUUUCGUGAA
Impatiens glandulifera is the source of this 1711-nucleotide messenger RNA. Its product is annotated as putative pentatricopeptide repeat-containing protein At3g28640. NCBI's taxonomy places the organism in Eukaryota, Viridiplantae, Streptophyta, Magnoliopsida, Ericales, Balsaminaceae. The transcript has a single exon. Gene Ontology annotation, molecular function: RNA binding; protein binding. The record is from RefSeq and is a predicted model, not a curated record. The coding region runs from base 13 to 1617 and encodes 534 amino acids. Gene Ontology annotation, biological process: RNA modification.